This is a messenger RNA of Caenorhabditis elegans, 350 nucleotides long. It is a transcript of the gene R06F6.14, whose product is annotated as FMRF-Like Peptide. Lineage: Eukaryota; Metazoa; Nematoda; Chromadorea; Rhabditida; Rhabditidae. The record is from RefSeq and is marked reviewed. The transcript has 3 exons. The coding region runs from base 20 to 292 and encodes 90 amino acids.
ACGCAACUCAGCUAGCAACAUGAGAUCCCUUCUCAUUUUCGUCUUUUUUGCAACCAUUUUUGCCGUUGAUGCUCAAUACGAUUCGGCCGACUCAUCUCAAUCGGAAGAUCUUCCAGAUAUUGCUCCAGAAUCCGUGUCUUCAGAAGAAAUAAUUGAGGUGGAUGUAAACAUUGAGGGCUCCGGAUCUGGAGAUGGACCAAUAAUUGAUCAAGUUCACAUGUUCGGAAUACUUCCAGGACCUGGAGAUAUUCGCAAAAAGAGAGGAAUUCUGGAAAUUCUUGGCAGAAAAUGAUCUGUUUUGUUGAAUACAAUUUCCUGUGAUGUUACAUUUGUGAAUAAAAAUUACAGUU